CCCGCCGUGGCGGACCCCGAGGGCCCCUGAGGCCGCCGCCUGGAGCGCAUCACCGCUGGGCUCCGGCAGCUGCCCAAGGCACCCUCCCCAACCACCGCACCUCCCUGCAGCCUUUCCAGGCCAAGACCCAUGGAGCCGGCGGUACUGGCUCCGCACAACCUCCCUCACCACGAGCCAAUCAGCUUCGGCAUCGAUCAGAUCCUGGGCGGCCCAGAACCCCCCGGGGGCGGCCUAGGCUCGGGUCGUGUGAGCCAGAGCCAUGGGGAGAGCGCAGCGUUCCCGGCCGGAUUCCACGGAACCGCCGCGGGUUACGGUCCCACGGGUUCUUUGGCCUCGCUACCUAGCAGCUCCGGAGUGGGCCCGGGAGGCGUGAUACGUGUCCCGGCUCACCGCCCGCUGCCCGUGCCGCCGCCCGCGGGAGGCGCUCCUGCAGUGCCUGGGCCCUCCGGUUUGGGCGGCGCCGGAGGCUUAACGGGACUCACCUUCCCCUGGAUGGACAGCGGCCGCCGCUUUGCCAAGGACCGGCUCACGGCUGCGCUCUCGCCCUUCUCCGGGACGCGCCGCAUAGGCCACCCCUACCAGAACCGGACCCCGCCGAAGCGGAAGAAGCCGCGCACCUCCUUCUCCCGCUCGCAGGUGCUGGAGCUGGAGCGCCGCUUUCUGCGCCAGAAAUACCUGGCCUCGGCAGAGAGAGCCGCACUGGCCAAGGCCUUGCGCAUGACCGACGCACAGGUCAAGACAUGGUUCCAGAACCGACGCACCAAGUGGCGGCGCCAGACGGCAGAGGAGCGCGAGGCUGAGCGGCACCGUGCGGGCCGCCUGCUCCUGCACCUGCAACAGGACGCGCUCCCGCGGCCGCUGCGGCCACCGCUGCCCCCGGACCCGCUCUGCCUGCACAACUCGUCGCUCUUCGCACUGCAGAACCUGCAGCCUUGGGCCGAGGACAACAAGGUGGCUUCCGUGUCCGGGCUCGCCUCUGUCGUGUGAACUACACCUGACUGAUUGGCCGAGCG
Molecule: messenger RNA, 1013 nt
Organism: Lepus europaeus (European hare)
Lineage: Eukaryota; Metazoa; Chordata; Mammalia; Lagomorpha; Leporidae
Gene: TLX2
Product: T cell leukemia homeobox 2
Biological process (GO): regulation of transcription by RNA polymerase II; animal organ development
Cellular component (GO): nucleus
Molecular function (GO): DNA-binding transcription factor activity, RNA polymerase II-specific; RNA polymerase II cis-regulatory region sequence-specific DNA binding
Source: RefSeq, a predicted model, not a curated record